Molecule: messenger RNA, 2013 nt
Organism: Asterias rubens (European starfish)
Lineage: Eukaryota; Metazoa; Echinodermata; Asteroidea; Forcipulatida; Asteriidae
Product: pre-miRNA 5'-monophosphate methyltransferase-like
Exons: 2
Coding region: 6-890 (294 amino acids)
Biological process (GO): miRNA metabolic process; negative regulation of pre-miRNA processing
Cellular component (GO): cytoplasm
Molecular function (GO): RNA methyltransferase activity; O-methyltransferase activity
Source: RefSeq, a predicted model, not a curated record
ACAAGAUGGCAGCGCCCAUGGGAUUGUCUACUUUUAACUCGGGAGCAGCACCUUUUGGCAAUUUUAUCAAUUAUUACACAUUUAAUCCUCCGGAAAAGCGAAUUGAUUUCCUUCCGAAGGAUCUGUUGCAAGUUAUCAGUGGAGAGAGCAGGAAAAAGAGUGUGACGGUGCUCGAUAUCGGUUGCAAUGCAGGGGACCUAACAGUGGCAGUGUACGAACACCUUACAAAAGCACAUCAUGAUGCCCAAGAUGGAGAUGACGCAAGCGGAGACCAUUCAAAGUUAUCCGAUGAAACCGCCCUCUCAUCUUCAACAUGCAGUCCUGUAACAGAGUCUGACCUCUCUGGCUCAUCCACGACCUCCGAUUCUACCAAUGUUCAUAUCCUGGGUUGCGAUAUCGACGACCUCUUAAUCACUCGAGCCUAUGAAUCCAACAUCCACUCGGAAAACAUCACCUUUAAGACUUUAGACUUCAUGUGUGACUCUGCCAGACACGAUGUCUUGUCUCGCUUCUUAGCAACGCACCCAGAUACAUUAGCAGGGAGAUUCGACCUCGUUUGCUGUUUCUCAAUUACCAUGUGGAUACAUCUCCAAAAUGGCGAUGAAGGUUUGCGGAAAUUCCUACGAGAAGUUUCCGCAAUUUCAAACUUCCUUCUCAUCGAGCCUCAGCCCUGGAAGUGUUACACGUCUGCCGUGCGGAGAGUUAGUAAACUUGGUGUUGAGAACUCGUGGCGAUUUAAGGAGCUUCUAAUAAGGAAUACAGUGGUGGAUGAAAUCAAGACUUAUUUAGAAACAGCUUGUCAUAUGAAGCUGAUUAGAACACUUGGUGUUACUCACUGGGACAGAAAGUUACUGUUGUUUAAGAGUAAUGGGGUAGCUGACCACAAUUAAUAAUUGUUGAUUGAUGUGCACAACAAUGGCUUUAAUAGGCAAAGAAUUCUGAACAAAUAGCUACAUUUUGAAGUCACUAUAAAUCAAUCAAAUUUUGUACUAUCUAUUAUUGCAUGUUUUAUUGUAAAAACUAAGAAAACAAUUCUUUUUUUAAGUAUUUUGGGUUUUUAAUUAAAACCAAAUCUUUCCAGAAAAUAAACAUUAUUUUCAAUCAAACCUGCAUUAUUUAAAUAGUUAGAAUGAGCAAAACAUUGCAAGAUGUUCUAUUUAAAGCAUGUGUACAUUGGUGUCAAAGAACCAAAUGCCACACUUUAGACAAAACAAACAUGUGAAUGUUUGGUUUUGAGAAAAAUGCCUAAGCAUUUCGAGCAAAGUUAUUCACCAUGGUUAUCAAGUUCUGUGCAAAUAAUCUGUGACCAUUUCAGUUUACAACCAAUACUGUGUACACCCCUUUGACCUUUAAAACAUUUCUUUUAAAUAAAAAUCUGAUCUCAUAACUGUCAAUUUGUAUUUGUCUGAACUAUAAAAUGUUGUAAUAAAAGAUAAAUUUAAAUGCUAAACCACUUUUCUUUUACGCUCUCCUUUGUUGUUGUUGGUGUUCCAUUCCAUUGUGUAACUAUGUUUGGUACCAGUAGUGACUGCUUCUGAUCAGAGCACAGUUUCAUAAGGCCGUAAGCACAAAAACCUGCUAAGCAUAAACAAAUAUUGCUUGGCUGACUUGGGUUACUAGCAUAAAUAUUAGAAAGAUUGCCACUGGUUCCAACCUCGUAGUAAUUUUGGGGAUUAAAAUGCAGGCACUCUACCAACUGCUCUAUGUUGCCAGUCUCCCUAGUUUGUAAAUAUCAUUGUUUGAAACCACUAUUGAAGUACACACUUCUGAAUAGUUGUAUAUUUCCAUCCAUAAAGUCAAGGACUGCACGGGGGCGGAAAUGCUUCAACACAAUUGGACCAUGCCUUUGGCCUGCUUACUUUUAGUACAAGUUGGUAAACAUCUGACAACUCCUGGUUCUUGCAUAUACAUGUAACUCCAACAUUCAGACUCCAUUGUCAUUUCUACAGAAAUGUAUCACGUUCUCCACUCCAGUUUUCAACAAUGCAUUGUAUCACUCCAGGUUUGAGAAGA